Messenger RNA from Panthera uncia (snow leopard), 1443 nucleotides. RefSeq names its product olfactory receptor 51I1. Gene Ontology annotation, biological process: G protein-coupled receptor signaling pathway. The transcript has a single exon. Gene Ontology annotation, molecular function: olfactory receptor activity; G protein-coupled receptor activity. Gene Ontology annotation, cellular component: membrane. The record is from RefSeq and is a predicted model, not a curated record. Bases 347 to 1291 code for a protein of 314 amino acids. Lineage: Eukaryota; Metazoa; Chordata; Mammalia; Carnivora; Felidae.
UGUGAAGGCAUGAUGCACUUUAAGGGGAAGAUUAGGGAGCAUCAUUCCAGUUGUCUCCUACCCUGUUGCUUUGCCACGUCAUGGGCCCUCACCUGAUCAUCACACCUUCAUGGAGUUCCUACUAUGGCUCAGACAGGGUGCUGGGCCCUGAUGAUACAGAAAUUAUUAGAACCCAGUUACUGUCUUCAAAGAGCUCAUAGUCUGAUGGGAGAAGCAGGAACAUAGAUAAACUCUUUCAAUCUCUAACCUUUUGUGUUGGAGACAGAAUGUCUGAAAGAAAGUGAAGAACCCCCCCAAUACAUCCUCAGGGGCUUAUACCCCAUCUGCAUUCUCCCACCUGCCUGCCAUGUUGGGUGUCAAUGGUACCCCCUUCCAGCCAGCCACACUCCAGCUCACAGGCAUUCCUGGGAUGCAGACAGGCCACGCCUGGGUUGCCCUGGUUUUCUGCAUCCUCUACCUGAUUUCCAUCAUAGGCAACCUCAGCAUCCUCACUCUGGUGGCUCAGGAGCCUGCUCUGCACCAGCCCAUGUACUGCUUCCUCUCUAUGCUCUCUCUCAACGAUCUGGGAGUGUCCUUGUCUACACUUCCCACUGUGCUUGCUACCUUCUGCUUCAACUACCGCCAUGUUGGCUUCGAUGCCUGCUUGGUCCAGAUGUUCUUCAUCCACACUUUCUCUUUCAUGGAAUCAGGCAUACUGCUGGCCGUGAGCUUUGAUCGUUUUGUGGCUAUUUGUGACCCACUGCGCUAUUCCACUGUGCUCACCAACAGCCGCAUCCUGGCUAUGGGCCUGGGCAUCCUCACCAAGAGUUUCAUCACUCUUUUCCCUUUCCCCUUUUUGGUAAAAUGGCUGCCCUUCUGCAAGGGCAAAGUUCUGCAUCACUCAUACUGCCUCCAUCCAGAUCUCAUGAGAGUGGCGUGUGGAGACACCCAUGUUAACAACAUCUAUGGGCUUUUUGUGGUCAUUUUCACCUGUGGUGUAGACUCAGCGUUCAUCCUGCUUUCUUAUGCAUUGAUCCUCAGAGCUGUGCUGGCCAUCGCAUCUCAGGAGCAGCGGCUCAAGGCAUUCAACACCUGCAUGUCACACAUCUGUGCAGUGCUGGCUUUUUAUGUGCCCAUAAUUACUGUCUCCAUGAUCCACCGCUUCUGGAAGAGUGCCCCACCUGUUGUUCAUGUCAUGAUGUCCAAUGUCUACCUGUUUGUACCCCCCAUGCUCAACCCCAUCAUCUACAGUGUGAAGACAAAGGAGAUACGCAGAGGGAUCCUCAAAGUCCUCUAUAAAUCCCAGAGCUGAGGAAGGCUACUGAGAGAAAGGACUUGGACUUGUUUGCCAGCUUGAGGAAUGCUGAGACACAGGAGGGGAACCAGGACCUUGAUAGUUGUGAAUACAGAACGAAUAAAAGAACAGCUGACUCAAUAAAAUGACCUAAAUAUGUACUGAUCAUU